Olea europaea var. sylvestris is the source of this 576-nucleotide messenger RNA. RefSeq lists its product as uncharacterized. The record is from RefSeq and is a predicted model, not a curated record. NCBI's taxonomy places the organism in Eukaryota, Viridiplantae, Streptophyta, Magnoliopsida, Lamiales, Oleaceae. Bases 1 to 576 code for a protein of 191 amino acids. The transcript is spliced from 2 exons.
AUGUUUAGCAUCCCUUGCAUGAUAGGUAACACUAGGUUCAAAAAGGCCAUGUUAAACUCAGGAGCUUCUAUUAAUGUCAUGCUAUACUAUGUAUACGCUUCUUUAGAACUUGGACCUUUGAAUGAAACUGGUGUCAUAAUUCAACUAGCUGAUAAAUCUAAUGCCAAUCCUAACGGUGUAGUUGAGGAUGUUCUCGUGAAAAUUAAUGAUUUAGUUUUUCCCGCUGACUUCUAUGUGCUUGAUAUGAGAUAUAGUAAUCAAACUAUCCCCAUUCUACUAGGAAUACCAUUCUUAAGGACAUCCAAAACUAAAAUUAAUUUUUAUAGUGGUAUGCUUACUAUGGAAUUUGAUUAUAAAAUCAAUGAAUUUAACAUUUAUGAUGCCAUGAAAUAUCCUGAUGAAACUAACCCUGUUUAUUCUAUUAAAGAAAUCAUUGUGGCAUUGAAUGCUUCUCCAAAGUCAGGUAAAAGUUCACAUAUUGUUUUGCCAAUUGCUAACGAGAGGCCUUUCUAUGCAGGUUUCCAAAUGGAUGAAGUGAGAACAUGGGACCUUGGGAACCCAAUUGAUUCCUGUUGA